Messenger RNA from Hyalella azteca, 7784 nucleotides. RefSeq names its product transcription elongation factor SPT6-like (gene Spt6). The transcript is spliced from 11 exons. Lineage: Eukaryota; Metazoa; Arthropoda; Malacostraca; Amphipoda; Hyalellidae. Gene Ontology annotation, cellular component: transcription elongation factor complex. Gene Ontology annotation, molecular function: DNA binding; nucleosome binding; histone binding. The record is from RefSeq and is a predicted model, not a curated record. Bases 109 to 6417 code for a protein of 2102 amino acids. Gene Ontology annotation, biological process: nucleosome organization; positive regulation of transcription elongation by RNA polymerase II; transcription elongation-coupled chromatin remodeling.
AGUGCAGUAUUGGUGUUUAGAGUGAUAUGAUUAUUUCAUAGGUAAAGAGCAGCUUGCCCCUGUUGGUGUAUACUUUUUAUUUUGGACCUUAUUUUUGUUUGUUAAACCAUGACUGACUUUUUGGAGAAUGAGGCUGAAGUUAGCAGUGGAGACGAUGAAGAAUAUUCUGCCAAAGAACGGAAGAAAAUCAAGCACAUGAAACAUGUUCCUUCAGAUUCUUCUGAAGAGGAAGAGGAUGACGAAGAUCGAAUCCGAGAGGAAAAUAAAGGUUUCAUCAAUGAUGAUGACGACGACGAAGGCUCGGGAAGUGGUAGUGGUAGUGGCAGUGAUAGUGAUCAAGAUGAUCGCAAGCCGAAGCGCAGACGGGAGGAUGAUGAUGAUGAUCUUGAUGCUGAUAACCUGGAUGAGGACGAUCUAGAUCUCAUUGAGGAGAAUAUUGGUGUCAAGAUAGACAGAAAGAAAAAGUUCAAGCGCCUGAAGCGUGUCGUGGAUGAAGACUCAGAUGACGCCGACGAUGGCGACGGGAGGGACCAGAUCGCCAAUGAGCUCUUCCAUGGGUCUGAUGACGAGGAUCGCAGGUCUACCAGCCCGGCCCCUCGAGACACGGGGGCUACAGCCCAUGAAGACAUCGGGUCCGGGGGCGAGUACGAGGAGAGUGACGAGGAAGACUUCAUUGUUGACGACCAGGGCAAGCCUAUACAGAAGAGCAAGAAGAAAGCCAUCUUUGAGGACGAGGGACUGGAGGCUGCCAGGGAUAUUUUUGGUUGUGACUUUGACUAUGGAGAUUUCGAGCAAUAUGAUGCGGAGGGCGUGGUUGACAGCGACGAGGCUGACGAUGAGGAGGACGAAUAUGAGGAAGACGAGGACGAUGAUGACGAGGAAGCGGCGGCAAUUAGGAAGGAAGCUCUCAAGAGGAAGAAAGAAAAGAAGAAGAGAACACUCAAGAAAACUAUUUAUGACGUAUUCGAGCCUGCCGAGCUGGAGCGCGGUCACCUCACCGACAAGGACGCCAUCAUCAGACAGGAGGACGUGCCUGAGCGCUUCCAGCUCCGUCAGAUCCCCGUCACUCCUACGCGCGAGGAUCCCGAGGAUCACAGCAAGGAUCCCAUCCUCCUGGCCGAGGCUGAUUGGAUCUAUCAGAAUGCUUUCAGCAAGCCGUCCAUAUCUCGACAGGACACGACAGACGAUCUGUGCGACACGCGUCGUGAUGACCGCGACCGCAGCUACCGCUACAACCGCGACUGCAAUCGUGAGAACAUCACCGCCAAAAUCUACAACGCUCUCGACCUGAUGCGCAACCACAAGCUGGAAGUUCCUUUCAUUGCUUUCUACCGCAAAGAAGAGGUACAGCCUGAGCUCAAGAUUCAUCAUCUAUGGACCAUCUAUCAAUACGAUGCCAAGUUCUGCCAGUUGGAGCAGCGUAAGAAGAACCUGCAGGAACUGCUCAAAAACUACCACAACUUCCAGAUGGAGACGGUCAUGAGCCGCCCUUUGGAUGCGCCUCUUCCUGAAGGCACCAGAAUCCUGCAGACAGAGGAGAUAGAGAGAGUGUCAGAGAUUGAGAGCACAGAGCAGAUUGGUGACUGCUCGAAGCACUUCAUGCUGCACUACGGCAGCCAGCGCGAGAUGAUGCACGAGUACAGGCGACGUAAGAUCAAGGAACAGCGACAGGCCUCGCGUAAAACAGUCACGCGUACAGUCAAGGUGAUGCGGAAGGUGAAAAGGAAGAAGCGCAAGAAGAAGCGUGCCAUCAUCGACGACGAUGAAGACGUGGAGAUGCAGGCUUCUCCAAGUCGGCGUAGCAGAUCUCGAUCGAAGUCUGGUUCCCGAUCUCGAUCCAAGUCUCGAUCCAAAUCUCGAUCUCGAUCUAAAUCUGGUUCUAGAUCUAGAUCUCGUUCAAAGUCCGGUUCAAGGUCUCGUUCGCGUUCCAAAUCGGGUUCGAGAUCGAGAUCUCGCUCCAAGUCUAAAGCAAAAUCACGCUCCAAUUCGAGGUCGAGGUCUCGAUCUAAAUCUGGCUCACGGUCCCGGUCUCGGAGUCGAUCCAACUCUCGCUCCCACUCGGGGUCUCGUCCGCAUUCUGCUGCCAGCAAUCGAUCUGGAUCUCGAGGAGGGUCGCCUGCAUCUCGGGGGAGUCAGUCCCCAAAAUCGAAAGGCCGCCAGUCCCCGGCAUCAGGCGGUGCGUCUCCAGCAUCAAAAAAGGACGAGUCUCCUGUUUCGAAAGUUUCUCGGUCACCCGUCGCAGGACGAAGGGAAAGCCAUGACAGUUCAUCUGAAAAUCUUGCGCCCACAUCAGCUGCUACUGCCGCGCCUCCUCCUGAUAACGAUGAUGACAUCGACAACAGAAGUGAAGGAUACCAGAGCGGUGGGGAGGAAGGAGGUGCUGAGCGCACUACCACGCCAGCGCCUCCUGCAGGGCAAGAGCCCCCAGCCGCUGCGUCUUUGGAGGCUGGCGUGAACGCUCUUGCUGUGACCAGCGAUGACGAGACGCGGCAGAAAGCUGACAGCGAUAGCGAGGAGGAGGUGGAGACUGAAGUAGAAACUGAGAUUGAAGAAGAAGUUGAAGACGAAGAUGAGGAGGAGAAAAAGGAUGAAGAAAGCGAAUCGCUUAAGAAGGCCAUACGUCGUCAUGAAUAUGAGCUGCUCAAGAAAGCCGGCAUUGAGCCGCUGACGAAGCAGUUCGGGCUGACUCCUGAACAGUUCGGGGAGAACUUGCGUGACGACUACCAGCGCUACGAAGUUGAUCAGUGCCACGUGGAGCCGCUCAAGGAGGCCGAGGCUUAUCUCUCCAAAAUGUGCACGUCGCCGACGCACGUGUUGGAGGGCGCAGUGCGCAUGCUGGGGUGGCAGCUGGCAUGCGAGCCGCUGGUGCGCAAGACGGUGCGCGAGGUGUACUUUGAACGCGCCAGACUCGAUGUCCGUCCUACACAAAAGGGACUCAAGCUUAUCGAUGAGCAACAUCCUCUUUAUGCGCUUAAGUACAUCAAGAAUAAACCAGUGCAUGACCUUCACAAUGAACAGUUCCUAAAGCUCAAGACCGCCGUGGACGACAAGCUCAUUGAAAUUCAAUUUUGUGAGAACAUCGAGGGCAACAAAAGCUCCUCUUAUCUUGACGAGAUGAAGCAGCUUUAUUACAAAGAUGAAUUCUCCAGAGUCGUGCAGGACUGGAAUGACUUGCGUGGCCGCGCCGUUGAGUUUGCAUACAAGAAAAUAAUCGAAGAUUUGAAGCGAGAGUUAACAGAGCGUCUAUUGAGCGAAAGCAGGAACCAUGUUCUUGAAAGAUGCUGCGCCAAACUUCAUCACUGGAUCAAAGUUGCCCCCUACGCGGCUGGCGACUUUGCUGACGAGGAUGAGGACGACUGGGACACUUCGAAGGGCUUCAGAGUUCUGGCCCUCGCUUAUGACCCUGACCCCUCACAGGCUGCGUUUGCUGCUGUGGUCGACGUAGAUGGGGACAUAAUAGAAUACAAGCGCUACCCUAAUAUGCUCAAACGCAAGGACGCUUACGAUGAACGAUUCGCCGCCAUGAAAGAAGACGACCUGCAGAAAUUCCGCGACUUGAUCAUGAGGCGUCGUCCUCACGUCAUCACAAUUGGGGGCGAGUCUAAAGAAGCGUUGAUGCUCGUUGAAGACAUUAAGGAAGUCGUUAGUAGCCUGGAAGAACAGGAACAGUUCCCCAAAAUCAAUGUAGAGUUGCUCGACAACACCUUGGCCAUCCUAUAUGCCCUCUCGAAGAAAGGGGAAGCCGACUUCCCUGACUUCCCGCCUUUGCUGCGACAGGCGGUCUCCCUGGCGCGUAGGAUGCAAGACCCUCUACUCGAAUUCUCCCAGCUUUGCAAUCCUGACGAUGAAAUUCUCAACUUACGCUACCAUCCCCUGCAAGAUUUGCUCAACCCUAUUGAGCUUCUAAAUCAUCUAAGCAUCGAAUUUGUCAAUCGUACGAACGAGGUUGGCGUUGAUUUGAAUUUAGCUGUGGCUUAUCCAUAUCGACAAAAUUUGGUCCAAUUUCUCUGUGGUUUUGGGCCUCGGAAAGCUAAUCAACUCAUUAAGCAAAUCAAGCAAAAUGAUCACCGCCUUGAGAACAGAAACCAACUUGUACUCACCUUCCAUAUGGGUCCAAAAGUUUAUGUAAAUAUUGCCGGUUUCAUCAAAAUCGACACAGCUGCGGUCGGUUCAAGUGACACUUACAUUGAAGUCCUCGACUCUACCAGGAUUCAUCCUGAAGCGUACGAUUGGGCUCGGAAAAUGGCGGUAGAUGCACUAGACUGUGACGACGAAGAUCUUAAUAAACCCGCUGAGGCCCUCGAGGAAAUUCUUGACUGCCCUGAGAAGCUGAGUGAGUUGGACUUGGAAGCGUUUGCCAAAGAGUUGGAGAACCAAGGCUUUGGAUUAAAAAAUACAACUCUUUACGACAUCAGACACGAGUUGAACCACCGUUACAAGGACUUCAGAGCUCCAUACGAGAGUCCCACAGCUGAGGAAAUCUUCAACAUGCUCACCAAAGAGUCUCCCGAAACUCUGUACGUAGGCAAGCUUGUGCAGUGCACAGUCAUACGCUUCAUCCACCGAAAACCUCGCGGUGAUCAGCUGGACAAUGCCAACCCUGUGCGUAAUGAAGACUCGGGUUUGUGGAAAUGUCCUUUCUGCAUGAAAAGCGAUUUCCCUGAACUCAGCGACGUGUGGAACCAUUUCGAUGCCGGUGACUGCCCCGGACAAGCUAUCGGAAUCAAAGUCAAGAUAGAUAACAAUAUCAUGGGAUUCAUCAAUAUAAAGAAUCUUUCAGACAAACCCGUUAACAAUCCAGCAGAACGAGUGAAAAAGUUUGGUCUUAUCCACGCUCGUAUCACAAAGAUCGAUCCUGAACGAUUCUCAGUAGACUUGACGUCCAGAACUUCUGACCUGCAGGACAAAGAUGGUACUUGGAAACCCCCCAAAGAUCAUUAUUACGACGCCGAAGCAGAGGAGAAAGACAUGAUCCAAAACCAAAAGAAAAGAGACAAGAAGAGCCGGACGUACCACAAGCGUGUUAUUGCGCACCCUUCGUUCCACAACAUCGACUACAAAGAAGUUGACAAGCUCCUCUCGGCCAUGGACCAGGGCGAAGCCAUCAUCCGCCCCUCCAGCAAAGGCAUUGACCAUCUGACGGUGUCCUGGAAAGUCACCGAGGGCGUCUUCCAACAUAUUGACGUUAUAGAGCAAGAUAAACAGAACCAUUUCUCGCUUGGUCGGCGUUUGUGGAUUGGCACUCUAGAGUUUGAAGAUCUUGAUGAAAUUCUCGCGCGGUAUGUUUCUCCUGUGGCUUCAAACGUACGCCAAAUAUUGGAAUACAAAUACUACAAAGAGUCUGUAGCAGGCAGCAAGGAAAAGGCCGCUGAAUAUCUGAAGAGAGACAAAGAAAAGAACCCGAAAGCCAUACCGUACAUUUUCUCGCCAGUGAAAACUUUGCCUGGUAAAUUCUUGCUUUCGUACCUGCCACGGACGAAAGUUAUCCAUGAACAUGUCACUGUACUUCAUGAUGGCUUCAAAUUCCGCGAAAAGCAUCUCUUCCCGUCACUUGCUUCACUGCUUAAAUGGUUCAAAAUGAACUUCCGCAACAUCACGUCGUCGGGUAUAGGAGCUGCGACCCCUGGCCGUAUGUCAAGCAGGACCCCUUAUAUGGGGGGCACGACCCCUAGCAUGGUAGGCCUCGACACCCCCAGCAUGCAUAAAUCUCACAUGCUGCACAAUAUCUCGACCGUUGCCAGCGCGACGCCUUACAGCAUCGCUACGCCUAAUAGCAACUACUCGCAGACGCCUUACUCUAAUUACGCUCAAACCCCUUACACUCCUUCUGGUCAGACGCCAUUCAUGACGCCAUAUGCCACCACCCCUGGCCCUUCGACCACCCCGCGUUACGGUGGUGUCACCCCAAAUCCGAACCUCGCAUCUCAGCUUCUGCCGCCCCCACAGCGCUCGCACAUCGCCGCACAUUAUGGCAGCGCAACGAACGGCGCUGGUGUCACGCCCAUGCCCGGGUACGGGUCAGGUGCUCCUGGGUACCACGGCAGUGGCGCCCCCAUUGCCUCGCACAUGAGCCACCGACCUCCGUCAUCGCGUGCCAGUGCCUCGAUGCACAGCCGCUCAGAGCAGCAGGACUGGAGUAAGGCAGCAGAGGCGUGGGCGAAGGCGAGCCGUAGUGAUGGUCGAACUACCCCGCGGUACUCUAGCACGGACACCCGGCGUGGCAGUGGUGGUCGGUCUGAAGGUGGUGGUAGAACGCCUCGCUACAGUGAGGGUGGUAGCCGUUACCAGCCAUACUCCCAGCCGGACUACGACGCCUCACGCUCUACUCCUCGCUCCGUACGCUCCACACCCAAGACCAUCCAUUCACCUACUAAUAUGAGCAUCGGCGGCGACCAGACGCCUCUCUACGAUGAGUGAACAUCUUUGUCUAGGCGUAAAAAACUAGCGGGUUAAUUAUCUUGGUGAUCAAACUUGCGUGUUUUGUGCCGGAACUCAUGCCCAACGACUUUUCCGUGUCUGGUUUUUUCGAGUUUGACGUUUAGAAUCCUAAAACUAUCCAUAAAAUUCAUCUAUCUUUAUAGCUGCAUUACUGUUUGUGCUAAAAUUCUGUACAUUUAUUACUGAUGAGGCCUUGGUGCAUGUUUGCCGAUAAUAGAAAAGUAACUUGUAUUUAUUGUGUAGUUUUGUGCCGUUGAUGCCCUUACUAUUUUCUUAUUUGGGGAAAAUUUUGGUGCCUGUUUUUAAUAUGCGAAUUGUGAGGUACGUAAUUCGAGUAAUUUAAGAGUCAUUUGUUCGUGUGGCGUAGCGACUCUAUGUACAUAAUCCAGGAGUGAGAUCUUAAUGUUAUAUGGUGUAAUUUUCACGCUAAUCUCGCAGAGAUGUGAACAAAGCUUAAUCAUCGACCAAGGGAUACAAGAGGCGCUUCUGAACAAACUGGCAAAAUCCAAGUUUUCAACUGAUAUCUUUUGCUCAGCUGGAUCUCGCGAAAUUAUUCUCAUGCUUUCAUCUUAAGUUGAUCAAUUUGUAUAUCAAAAACGUUUUUAUAUCAAAGCCGCGUAUAGAAACAAUGCCUGAUACCUUAUGUUAAUUGGCGCUGUAGAAUAUAGAAAAUGCAUGUUUGCUGUUCUUGAAUUGAACGCAAGUUCCCGGAUGCACAAAAUAACUAAAUCUUGGUCAUGACAAAUAAGGACAGCGGUGCAAGUUGCGUGUGUUGAUUCCCGCAAUUCUAUUUCAUUUAUUUGGUUCCCCCUUGAAAAUAUUCCACUCCUUAAGUUCACACCAUUCAUGUAUCAAUGCAAAAAAAUCCAUAGUAAUGGAGCCGUGCUUGUUAUUAUUCAACUUUAACAUUAUUGUAGUGUGUACUCUCUAGUGUAUUAUUUUAUUGAUUACUUUACUUAUUCAGUUGUGGGUUGAAGUUCCGUCUUCAGACAUUUCUCUCACGCCGACUUUGAGUCCGGUUUCCUCGCUGAGGUUCUAAUCAUGUAUGGUUCUUGUAUUAUCCACGGUGAUAAUGAAGCCUUUCUGCUCAUUAAGUGAACGAACAGACGUUCUAAAGCUCUAAAAGCUGCCCCCUACUUUCUCUUGAGUUCAUGAUCCAGUCGGAAUCUUUGUGCAAGCUCAUGUAACUAUAGUAAUUGUGAAGUUUAUUUUGAUGACGAGGGUAAUCAUGCAUCGCCUUGUAAUCAAUAUUGUCGGCGUGCGUAGAUUAUUUGAGUUAUCCAGCAAAAUAGUUGAACUCCAUUUGUUCUGUUCAGUGUUGAGGUAAUAUAUACGAAUAAGUCAAA